AUGAUCGUUAGAACGAAUUGUGUUGUCGACAUUGAACUUCGAGCUUGUCGUCUGGCGUGAAACGUGUCGCAUCGUUGGUCGUCUGGUGUAGUUAUUGCGCAACUGCAAGAGAGCUCGUCGUCUGUAACCUGCAACGUGUUUGCGUCUGCUGUUCUUCAAAGUCAUCUGUCACCUGUGACGUGUCACGCCUUACGUGGCUGGUGAACCGCACAGUGUAUCGACCACACACUUCUGUCGACAAGUGUGUUGCCUGUAAUUGUGACUGCUCCUAUUCCAAGACUAGGUAACUGCUGUUUUGAACACACUGCUACCAACGACCGACACCACAACUAGCCGUCCUUUGUGGAGAUAUCAAUAACGACAGGUUUCGUGGUGACAUUCUUCCCCGGCAUACGAGAGCCUGCACAUCAAUGCGCAACUGGCUACAAGGUCUUGUUCUGCUGACAAACACUAGGAAGUGCGCUUUCCUGACCGGUUAUUAGUAUGGUUGUCUCGUGUGAGGACGCCUAGCUGACUUUCAUCGCCAAAUGUGUAAACAUCUACUUCAACGAGACUUGGAAGAUUCGCAGCAAAAGUGACAUCGAGGUCUGCAUGGCGGCUACGUUGGCAGAUUGCGCUUGACGUCACGGAAAGCAGUGUCAAGGAGCCUGUCGAAAAAGGGGUAUUAUUGACUGCUAAAAUCUUGUAAAAUCUAUUAGAGGCAUUUGACCUACGUCUAUUAUGUGUACGACACCUGCCUCCGUCAUAUACAGCUGCGUCAUCAGUUACUAGCCACUCCCUUACUCCCGACUUGUACAGUGUCAAAAAUGACAAGCUCUGCCCAGUCAUCCUUGAAAAUGCAGCAUCUACCUCAGCGUUUGCUGACAACACAUCCAACGUGCCAUGACUGUGCGAAAAGGAGUGCCAGUGAACCCUCCCUGUCAUCUGCUAGCGAUCAUCAUCCUCUUCUUUAGCAUCAACAACAGACGGCUCGUUGUUAGCGGUAACCUUGAAGAUACGUUGACAGAGGCUGCUCGGACGUGAUACUAUCUCAACUAGUGAUAGAAACUCACAUAACGGUGUAUUGUGCCUUCAACGGGGAACGGCUAACUAUCGCUAGCAUCCAUUAGAGCAAAUGCAAUCAACACGUCGUAGGACAGAAUAGCCAGCCGUGAACUAAACUGGUGACAUGGCGAACCGGAAGGCACCCACGUCGGAAAAUGGCGACGAAGCGAAAGUGCAACGGCUUCUGGUGGCACUGAGGGUGCGGCCCAUACUGCCGUCGGAGGUCGACAAAGGACUGACAUGCAUUGCUCACAAGAUCGACGACAAGACGGUGCUGCUGGUGGACCCGCAGAGCUCCGAGUCCACCGACAAAAGCCGAAACGGGAGCAGCCAGCGAAAGGUGGUCAGCCACCGAUACACCUUCGACUGGACACUGGACGAGAGAAGCUCCCAGGAGGAAGUAUAUCGGCAAGUUGGCGAGCCUCUGGUCGAGAACCUUUUACAGGGCUUCAACGGAGCAGUAUUCGCAUAUGGAGCCACGGGUGCCGGCAAAACUUACACCAUGGUCGGAACCGACAAGAGCCCCGGCCUCAUGGUACGGGUGUUCGACGACAUCUUCCAGUUCGCCAAGCAUAACGACGCCACCACGCGUACCAGUGUGCUCAUCUCGUACAUGGAGAUAUAUAACGAAAACAUCAGAGACCUUCUCAACACUUCCAACAACUAUUUGGAGCUGCGUGAAGACCCCCUGGGUGGCAACCAAGUCCUGGGACUCUCAGAAGUGGAAGUCACCAACUCUUCCGAGGUAUUACGGCUUCUGCAGAAGGGUAAUAAACGGCGUACAGUGGAGCCGACGGCGGCCAACCAGACGUCAUCGCGGUCGCACGCCCUCUUGCGGGUCUCCAUACGUCAGUCAAGGAAAGACAUCUCCGAUCUGGACUUGACUCGGCACCGCGUCGGCAAGCUUUUUAUGGUCGACCUGGCCGGGUCCGAGCGUGCCUCCAACACCAAGAACACCGGUAUGCGGUUGAAGGAAGGAGCGCACAUCAACAAAUCUCUCCUGGCGCUCGGCAACGUCAUCAACGCCCUUGCCACACGGAACCCCAAGUACGUCAACUUCCGCGACAGUAAGCUGACCCGGCUGCUGAAGGAGGCGCUGUCCGGCAAUUGCCGCACCGUCAUGGUGGCUCACAUAUCGCCCGCCUCGGCGCAUUACGACGAGUCCCGUAACACGCUCGUCUACGCCGAGAGGGCGCGAAACAUCACCAACAAGGUCCGCUGCAACCUGGUGGACGUGUCGCACCACGUCAAGCAGUACCAGAGCAUCAUCACCGAGCUACGACAGGAGAUCCAGAAGCUCCAGGACAGGAUAGAGAUGAACGACUCCGCGGCGUCCAGGGAUCCUUCGUCUCCCUCGGCAGCAACCUCCCCUGACGACGGGCCGGCUGACAACAAGAUGGCCGCGAACGGUGCCAACAGACACAACGGCAACAGGUCUACGGACGACGAAGGAGAGACGCAGCGACACCACGACGCUAAUGACGAGAAAAACGACGGCAGCCAUCACCACUACAACCACAGGGAAGAGCAGAGGAGGGCCGACUCGGCCGCCAGGGAGCGCCACCCGCACAACGACAAGGCUGACGCCGACCGGGAGAUCCGCGAACUACGGGCGGAGCUCAUGGAUGCAUUCAACCGGCAGAUGGAAGUCAGGCGCAAGAUGAUGGAGAUCGACAACUUCUUGCUAGCGCUAAGCACCGACCUUGAAAAGCUCAGCAUCGUCAUCAACCAAUGGGAGACCCAGAAGGUCAAGUAUGAAGCGACGGAAAGCGAAGGUUCACCUGAAGAGGAACCAGGCUACAUCCGACAAGCCUGGGAGGAUAUCGAGUACAUACAGGGCGAGCAGCAGAAGUUCCUUGCCAUGCGCGAGGACGUUGAGAAGGAGUUUGAAGAGGCUAGGGAACACACAUACAAGCUCACAGAGAAUUUACCGAACGUGGCGAGUUCUGAAGAGCAGCGUGAACUCCUCAGGUUACUCACCCAAGUCCACAAACUCGAAGUGGAAAAGAUCGAGAUGCAGACCGACCAACUGAUCAGGGAGCACGAGCUGAGGCAGCGGGACCUGAUGAUAGUGCGGUACGACCGUCAGCGGUUGCUGUGUGACGAGAUUAUCGGCAAGCAGAAGGUGCUCAUUGACGAACUGUCUUCCGGAAUGCGACGACGAAAAGCGAGAAAUGCCCAAGCCACCAGAGAACUGAACGAACUGUAUCGCAUCUACCAGCAAGAAAUCCAAGACCUGAGCACGGGUCGAGACUCCGUCAUGAAACACCUGAACGUGAACCCUUACCGGCCCAACUCGGUCCUGGGCCUCCGACCUCUCGGCUCGAGCGAGAGCAUGUGGGACCUGAGCCACAUGGAGCCGCUUCGAGAGGAAGACGACCGCGUGGACCCGCAAGGUGUUCCCCUGUCCAGGUGA
Messenger RNA from Dermacentor silvarum, 3460 nucleotides. RefSeq names its product kinesin-like protein KIF19. The record is from RefSeq and is a predicted model, not a curated record. Gene Ontology annotation, molecular function: microtubule binding; ATP binding; microtubule motor activity. The transcript is spliced from 19 exons. The coding region runs from base 1169 to 3460 and encodes 763 amino acids. Lineage: Eukaryota; Metazoa; Arthropoda; Arachnida; Ixodida; Ixodidae. Gene Ontology annotation, biological process: mitotic spindle organization; microtubule-based movement.